GGUCCUGCCCCGCAGGCGUCCGGCACCAUGGCUCUGUCCUGGAGGAGCUGGCUGGCCAACGAGGGGAGCAAACACCUCUUUCUGGUUUUCUGGCUCUUCCUCAAUGUAUGGCUCUUCUGGAAAACCUUUCUGCUCUAUAAUCAAGGGCUGCAGUAUUAUUAUCUGCAUCAGAUGUUAGGGCUAGGAUUGUGUGUUAGCAGAGCUUCAGCAUCUGUCCUCAAUUUCAACUGCUGCCUGGUCCUUCUACCAAUGUGCCGUGUUCUCCUGGCCUUCCUGCGAGGAUCUCAGAAGGUUGCCAGCAGGAAAACCAGAAGGCUGCUAGAUAAAAGUAAAACUUUCCAUGUGACGUGCGGGGUUACAAUAUGCGUCUUUUCAGUCUUACAUGUUGCUGCUCAUCUGGUGAAUGCUCUUAACUUCUCUGAGAAAUACAAUGAAGAGUUUCUGGCACUAAAUGCAGCAAACUAUCGCGGUGAGGACCCGAGGAAACUGCUUUUUGCUACUGUUCCAGGUCUGACUGGAGUCAUUAUGGUGUUAGUGUUAUUCCUGAUGUGUACAGCUUCUACGUAUGCCAUCAGGGUUUCAAACUAUGACAUCUUCUGGUAUACGCACAACCUUUUCUUUGUCUUCUAUAUGCUGCUGAUGCUGCACGUUUCUGGGGGAGUGCUCAAGUACCAGACCAACUUAGAGGAACACCCUCCUGGUUGCUUUAAUCCUAACAAAACACUCCGACAGAGUAUGACGGUGCCAAAGGCUUUUGAAGAGCCAUUUCCUGACUAUACUACUGAGCCUUUCCCAGAGGACUUACCAGUACCAGAACCCUUUGUACAAAAUAACUUUAUGGGAAUUUGUUCUGAGGAACCCAAGUUCCAGUCACACUUCCCAGAGACCUGGUUUUGGAUUUCUGGACCUCUGUGCUUGUACUGUGUGGAGAGGCUGUACCGCUACAUCCGCAGCAAUAAACCAGUCACAAUAACGUCAGUGUUUAGCCAUCCCUCCAACGUCCUUGAAGUAAGGAUGAUAAAAGACAACUUUAAAGCAAGGCCUGGUCAGUAUGUUAUUCUACAUUGUCCAAGAGUGUCUGCACUGGAAAGCCAUCCAUUCACCCUUACAAUGUGCCCUACAGAUACCAAAGCAACGUUUGGGGUCCACCUUAAAGUAGUAGGAGACUGGACAGAAAGAUUUCGGGAUUUACUGCUUCUACAUUCAAAUCAAGAUACAGAGAUUCUGCCCAUCUUUCAGCAGAGGCGCUAUCCCAAACUGUAUGUGGAUGGACCUUUUGGAAGUCCCUUUGAGGAAUCCUUGAACUACGAGGUCAGCUUCUGCGUGGCUGGAGGUAUUGGAGUUACACCAUUCGCAUCAGUACUCAACACACUGCUUGAUGGCUGGAAAUGCUACAAGCUCAGAAGACUCUACUUCAUUUGGGUGUGCAGGGACAUCGAAUCUUUCCGCUGGUUUGCAGAUCUGCUGUGUAUGUUGCAUAACAAGCUUUGGCAGGAGAAUCGACCAGACUAUAUAAAUAUCCAGCUGUACCUCAGUCAAACAGAUGGAAUACAGAAAAUAAUUGGUGAAAAAUACCAAGCUUUAAACUCAAGACUUUUGAUUGGACGACCCCGGUGGAAACUCCUGUUUGAUGAAAUAGCAAAGUGUAACAGGCGGAAGACCAUUGGAGUUUUCUGUUGUGGACCAAACAAAAUCUCUAAGAUACUUCAUAAACUGAGCAACAGCAGCAACUCUUAUGGGACAAGGUUUGAGUAUAAUAAAGAAUCCUUCAGCUGAAAGUCUGUUGGACUAGCAAGACUCUCUGGAAGAUAAAAGUGCAAUUUUUUGUUUGUACAACUUAAAAGUUCAGCUGUGGUUUAAACAGAAAUGUACCAAAGAAUAGCACAGAUUUUCUUAUUUAUGAUUAUUUAAGACUUUGGAAAAUGAUGGAUGUGGCAGUAUACCAACAAAUAAUAAGUGCUUAAGCUCAAACCCAAAUGCGCUCGCACAAUAUUUGUGGCAGCGGUGAUUCUUUGGAGUUGUUUCUGUUAAUUAAAAAGUACAGAAGCUGGGGAGAGACACAAUUGCUUUAAAAGCUGACAGAACAAGAAUCCGUGGAACGUUUGAACUUCUUCCACUUCAGUCCUCUGAAGCUGGAUCAGUAAACCAAACCCCAGGUUAAUCCAAAUGACAAAACAUAGUGUAUUGCAAAGACUAUCGCUUUUGUUGGUAUACAGAUCUCAUGGCUUUGGGGUGAAAACACUCCGUAUUAAAUAUUUUAUACAUUGCAGAAUUGGGAUUCUGUAUUUACAAUAAUGACUGUUACUCUCGCUAGUCUACUUCUGUAAUGGAUGUGAAUAUUCCCACCCCAAAUGGAAGAGAGUGGAAUAUCGGGAAAGAUGUAAGUUAACCUAUGGAAAAGCGAGCACAACUGUGUAGUACCUGUGGGCAGACCCCUCUGUGAUGUAAAUCACAGCCUUCUGGUAAGCAGACAGCUGUAUGUGGAGAACUCUCUAUCUUGCAUCGACUCAACAUUCAGUGAGUUUGCAAAAUCAGUGUGAUUUAGGCAGCCAGAAAGAUGGAACAGGAAAAGCAAUUAAAAGGAGGAGGCAGGAUAUGAUGUUUUAUUAUACCACGUGCUCAGUGUGGAAGUUGCACUCACUCUGCACUCACAUGCCCUGCAUGUCAAAUGCUUGAAGCAUUCAGAUGGUCUUACUGAUCAUUUUAUAAUGCAACAGGUUUAAAUACAAUUUUAGAGGUCCCAGCGUGUAUUGGUUGACUGUGAUCCUUUGAGUACCUUCCCUGGAGUCACACUUCUUUGCACUGAUGUCACUGAAGGCAGGAUCAGGCUAGAUCUACAGCAGAGUAAGAGCAAAGCCCUCAUUACUGUGGCUCUUUGCAUCAUGUGUGCAGAGGGAAACCUUCCAGGAGCUACAGUGUGCUUUCAGUAUGUUCCAAAGGGAUCUGAAACAUGCACAUUUAAGAUCUUCUCUUCUCCUCACAGCUGUCUCCACUCUGCUCAUAGUUGCCAUGGAAGGGCUAGAGGUUAUGGCAGGUACUUUAUAACUUUUUGGUUCUGAGGAGCAAGGUUUUUUUCCUCCACCCAGUAGCUAAUCCAACUCCUUUUAUUUCUUCUUUACCCCCUUCCCUUAUUUUGCUGAGAAGAGGGCAUUUAAGCAGGAGUCAGACACUUAGCUGGCAUAAAUAGGCAUCAUUCUAGUGCAUCUUAAUAGGGCAGCAUCACUUUACACAUGCUGAAAACCUGCCCCUCUUAAUCUCCAGCAGAAGCUUGGGAGGAGUACUGUGUAAUGUUUGCAGCACACACAGACAUAAGAUGGCUCAGCACCUCUCACACCUGUGGUUCACCUGUAUUUAGCACAGUGCAUUUGAUUUGGUUUGCAUAUUUCCAGUGAACAUCUUGUUGUUUUAAUAGGAAAGGCACUAAUUUUCAGCUCACAACACAGACCCUCUACAGGGAUCUACAAGUGUCAGAAUCUGUUCAGAGGGAAGCAUUUUUCUAGUAGGUGGUGUACAGGCAUGUUGUAUGUGUAACUAGUGAAAAUGAGUUUGGUCUUUGUCUUGGCAGCUUCUGCUCAGGAGUUGCCCUCAGUGGAGCAGCAAGGUAGAGGUGCAGCAGCGAAGCCAUGUGAGGGUCUGUUCCUCAGUGUCUGGACUUUGCACUGAAGUUUUUACCUCUGGCUGUGCCCGAUUUGAAAUUCAGGGGGGAAGGAAAGAGCCAGAGAUGGGCAUACUCAUACUGAUGAGAAUUCUCAAAGCAGCCAAGAGGGGAGAAGACAAAAUAGAAAUGGAGUGUGAGACGGGAGCCUACAUUGCAGCUACUGAUUUUAAUUUCUUUUUUUUGAGGCUGGAAGGAUCAUUAUUUUCCCAUUGGAUCUCGUUCAUCCAUCACUGUAAAACCGGAGGUAUGCAGCAAAGGAUUAGAACGUUUUAAUCAUUAAAAUUAUUUCUAAUACUGCCUGUAUGGGGUUUAUUAUAAACAUGACACUGAUGGCAAAAUGCAUAGUUAUUGGAUAUUGCUGAUGCUGCAGGCUUUUUUGUUUGCUGGCAGUUAACUUAAAUUAUGAUUGGAAUUGUGACUGUAUCUAUUAACCACAACCAGACAGUGAUCUUCUUCCUCCUGUUUUAGGGUCUAGUAUCUAAUUUUUUUAAAAAAAUACAGUUUAGAGUCAUCUAAUCACAAUGUUGUUUGUCAUUUCACACCUCCUGUCUGAUAGAUGUCGGUUCCAUUACCGUAUAAUGAGCAGCUAGUUUUGUAGUUAGCUCUGUGCUAAAACAGAUUAUAUUUUCUGGCUCAGCUCCUAUAUAGGUAGCGCUUUAGAAUUAAAAUAGCAAUACUAGUACUGUGCUCUUGUUCUGCAUUGUAGCAGGAGCUGACGCUGUGUGUAGGAUUGUUAAAUGCCUGUUUUUACAUUAAGCAGUGCUGUCAAAGUGAGAUAUAAGCAGAGACAGGAUCUCCUCUUUUUGCCUUUGUCCUGUACCAGCCUCAACUGACCCACUUCUGAAACAGGCUUGGGACUGUCUACCUUUCUGGAGUGCUGUGAGGCUUAAUUAAUGUUUUGGGAUCACUUCAGUGCACUUGCAGUGAAAAGUUCUGUCUAAUUGCUAUGCAACCGUAUUUGUGUUUUGUUUUGUGUAAACCUUUCUAUUGCCGAUAUAAGCAAUUGCUAGACCAGGUGAAGGUGAGUUUUGGGGAAAGUUAAAAGCCUCAGUUGUGGUUGGCUUUUUUUUUUUCUUUUUCCUUGAGUAAUGCGUUUUAGAGAAGCAAAAAGUUUUAGGGUUGGUGACUGUCAAUUGGCUUCAAGAGUGGCAGAUGUUAUGAUAAACGCUGUCUUCCUACAAGCUGCAUUGUGCUUGCUGUUUCUGAGUAUGUCUCCAGCUUGUAAAACCAAACCAACCCCUCUUUUAAAAAACUCCAUAGCUUUUUUUAUCUGUAAGCCAAGCAUACAUGAAAAUAUAACUUGGUACCAGACAAGUAAGUGAAGGCUGACAGCACUUAAUUCCACAUUUGCAGAUCAACCGGAUUUAUGUAGUUCAAUGUCUCUUAAUGCUUUAAACUGAGUCCUGUAAGUGAGUCUGUCAUAAGUGCCCUCCUGCAGGGGAGGGAUCCCACCAUGUAUUCUGCCACUUCUCACUCUGUCCGGCACAAAACUGCAGACUGCUCAGUGUUUGCUCAGUGGGAUCUUUGUGUUUUAGUCAUCAGAAGUGUUUCAGGACUCCAGCCCUUGUACAGCAAUGUGAGACUCGAGGCUUUACACAGCUAACAGCUGGAUUAAUCAGAUUUACCCGAGAAAUCCUGUUCCCAUAGCACUGAGAUUACUUGUGUAAGUGUUCACUGCUGUAGCAAAGGACUGCCGAGGUGAGCCCUGCUGGAGCGUGGGAAGGCCUGAUGAGGAGCGACCUUCACCUCUGUAGUCUGCAGUGCAGCCUGUCUCUCCAUGAUGAUUAUUUCAGCCCUGAGUUUGGAGCAACACUGCCCUAUUUCGAUAUAUGGUAUUAAUAGCAUGCGAGUUCUUCCUUGGUUCUUUGUCUGUUCUUCUAGGAGACAGAUCUGAAAGGAAUACAAGAGAUCACAACAUGCAGCCUUGAACCUGGGCUGGCCAAAGGAUGCCAGUGCAUACCACAGACGCCUAGCCCAUGACUGCACUGCUUAGGCUAGAAAGUUGAUUUUCCUGCAAAAUGCUGAUUGUUUAGCCACAACAGACUAGGGAACAGUUGUGGUAAAGGGAAAAGAGAUAAACCCUCUUGCUGUUUGACAACUCCCGCCCACGCAAGCCUGAUGUGGAGAUGUGUAUGAAAGCACUGCGCACAUUCAGCUGCCACUGCAUCCCAGUGGUGGGCUUACUCCCUCAGCUCUCAAUCCCCAUUGUUUCCUUUGGUUGCAGAUCUUCACCUGGCUUGUUAAGCAGAUGUGCUUUGCAGGUGAGAGAAGUGCUCUAUGUACUUCCAUCCAUAUGUAGUCUGAUAUAAGCAUGGAAGCAACCUGUGAGCACACUGCACAGACAGUGCAAGCUAGUGCAGGUGUCCCGUUGUUUCUAAUACUUCUCGCACACAGGUGAGAAUGAUUUGGAGCUGGCUGAGAAGGGGCAAAUAGUACGAGUGGCGGACCACUUCACCGGGAACAGUAAUGUAGCUGUAACAGCCUGACAGAGCAGAGAAGUGAUGGCUUGGUAAGAGAUUUGCUUUUAGAACAGCAGCCUAAGAGAAAACCCUCUACUCAACCCUAAUGUACCAGGUUACAGUUUCAGACUGCAAGACAUCGCUUAGAGAAGCAGGCAGGAGGCUAACUAGUCAUUGCCUAUAGCAGUUCAAGCCCUGCAAGUCAGAGAAGAGACAUAGUUAUUAAAAUGCAAUGUUUACUUGUUUAAAGAAGAAAAGGGCUUCUAGGAAGAUUAAUUUUCACUUCACCCUGGCAAUCAUUUCAUAAACAUGCCAGUGUGAUUUAAGACAAGCUAGGUCUGUUCUCCUCUGGAUUGUGCAUCUGAUUUGUCUGCAGAUUACCCAGCUCUCACAAAUAAAACCAGUUUUUAUUGUUUUAGCAAAAAGGAUUUAACAGUAAGGUUUAAUCAAAAUGCCAGUGGUGCCUGUGCUGAACUGAGCUUUUCUAUAAUGAAUGUACAUUUUCCAGGAAUGUAUAUAACAUAGCUGAUGACUCAACUGUGAACAGUGUUUUGGGGUUUGCAUCGUCUCUGCUGCUGGUGUGUUUCUUUAAGGCCACUACAGUGAUGCACUGGUGAAGUGCAUGGAGCCGAAAUGAAACUCUUUAUUCCCAUAAAUAGCAUGAUAUUUCAGUGUCUGUACUAAGCAUAGUAAAUCCCAGAAAGUGGAAUUUCUUUUGUGGGUACAGUAGAUUAAUUAGCCAGCAUCUUCUAGGAUUGAACCCUGAGUCCUCUACUGGACUGACAUGUAUAACACAUGCUGUUACACAAAGGUUCUGACCAACAGAUGCUGCUCCUUUAAAGGGCUGUUUGAGUAUUUGUGAAGGUUUACUAUGCCACUAAUGGUAUCAGCCAUGGUGUAAGAGAGAAGGGAUCUGGUUUGGUAGUGAGGAAUGCUGUGCAGUUCCUCUGAUGUUAUGAAUAUGUCCAAACUUGCAGUGAAUGCUCAAGGUUUGCCAUACCUGAAGAGUUACAUUCUCUAGAAGGAUCGGAUUUGCAAGAGGCAGCUGCUGGAGCUGUGCAAACAGCAGUGGAUCUGUCCCGUUGUUACAGGGGCAUGGGGAGAAAGCUGGAGAAAGCCACCCAUCCCAAUUGUAGAUUGCCUCUUAACAGAGCCUUUGGAUUUCUGAGGGUGUCAGACCUUGCAAAAAAUAUUUACAUGCUAUCUGCAUCUUCGUGGCAAAGUCAGUCCAUCCUACAGCCCAAAAUCUGCACCUUUGUCCUAAUGCUCUGUACUGUUACAACAGGAGAGGGAAGCCAAGAGUAGCUCCUGAAGCUUCAGGUAAACUGCUGUCAAUUGAGGAGCAAACCGAGAAGGGCAAGAGAGGAUGAUGAAUACCAACAGUGAAGAGGAUUAAUUAUUUUGAACCUGAGAGCAAAGGAGAAGGAGAGAGAUGUUCUUCUUGGCUUCUCAACUUUAGAAAUAAAAAGCAAGUCCUAUUGUCUACAUGUGGAUACAAAUCUCCCUGGGGUUUGAGAACUAAUACAUGUAAAUACAUCGCCUUUCUGUGCACAACUCCUUGCUAAAACGCAGAAGAAAACUACUAUAUUUUAGCAUCUUGGAAAUAAGCAAUUUGUUUGAAAUAAAUCCACCACUGACUCUUUCGAGUUAACCUGUCUCAAAAAACAUCUACUUCUGCAGCUUUGGGGCUGGGGAUGGCCUGUUAACAACUUUUCACAAAAUACUGCAGUGUAUAGUUCUCUGUGCUAGAUGGAAGUAGCUUUGACAGUUCAAUAAAUAAAUUUUGUGUUUGUUGCUGCUGACCCUAGGUAAGGACAGCCUUGAGGAUGGGAAGCAGUGUUACAUAAAUGUCUAGUGUACAUAGCAACACCGAGAAGAGAGAUGCUGCUGCAUUGCUUUUGGUGCACCAGUCACACAUUAAAAUUCUGUCAUUGCAAGGUCAUGCUGCUCAUCUCAUACUCUACAGCCCCGGGGAAGAAAUUUGGCUGAGAAUUGGGGGAGGAAAAGCAAAAACUUCAUUGUGCUAUAACCAAGAAUAUAUUCAUCGACAGCAGGGCAGGGAAAUCUUUUCAUUUCAAAAGAGCAUGUUAUUUCUUUUUCAGGAAUAACGGGUUCCCUCCUAGUGAUGUGUAGUGGUGUUUGCAUGUUAGAAAUGUAACACAGUGGUAACGGGUUGUUUCUGAGUUGAAUAAGUAAUGCCUCUGAGCCUUUUCUUCUCCCUUUAAUAAUCUGAGAGAAAUGCAAAAUGCCAGAGCGCAUAUAAAGUGGACGGUGUCCCGAGCUGCACUCACUGCAGCCUGGUUAGGAAUGCUGCACAGAAACUCUGCAAGCUGCUGGAAGAAGCGAAGUUUAAGGCAAAGAGGAAAACUGUUUUAAGGAGAAACACAGCAGUGAUACAUGAUCUGUAGUCAGAAUCAGGUCAUGUAACAACAUUGGCUGUCACAUCUUUGAACAGUGCUGAGUCAGAGCCUGUCUUAAAGGUACACUUUGGCAUCAGGGAAAGUCGAGGGCUCUCGGGUUGGGUCUGCAAUGUGAGAUGAAAAACAGGUUUAAAUGCAGCCAGGCGAGCCACCUGUGUGCACCUUCCAGCUUGGAGUUCAGACCUGUCAUAUCUGAGGGUGAAUUGUGUAGACAAUGAGCUGCUCUGAGUCCUGAGUGCAGUCUCAGUUGUGUGGUUAGCUGAGGGUAUGGGCAUACCCUUUGUAUUUCUGUAGCUUUGUAGCAGCACGUUGUUCAGGGACUGGGGAGCAGGGGAUGAUGUUGUACCUCGUUAGGUGUUAGUGCUUAAAGCAUAUACUGUCUGGAACAGAUGAGGAUGGUGAAUGCCAGCUUCCACUGACAACUGAAUAUACCCUGCCUAUGUUUGCACUAUUGUUCAUGAGGAAUAAAUGGCAAAAUCUCUGCAGUGAAGAUACAAGUGCUGUGUUUUUCCUUUAUUGCAUUUUUUAUGCAAAUUUGAGAAUUAACUCUCAAAAAGUGUUUGCUAAGAAUGUGAAAAUUCACCUAUGGCAUUACUCUUUUUGAUUGCUUACGCGCUUUUAACAGUUUGAUAUACGCUUUUUGAGAAAAACAUAAUGUCCCCAAGCAGAGCUUAAAAAUGUGGCUGAGGUGCAACUUUGCAAAGGGUCUCACAUGAUAGUGAGGUGUCAUUCCCUGUUGGAGCUGGAUGCAUUGGUGCUUUUGUUAAUCUUAGUCUACUCCCUCUCUGUAGAUUAGCUUUCAUACCCAUCUCUUCCUUCUGCAUUACCUCAGCCUUCAUCCCGAGAUGUGCCCUAACCUUUGGAUCACUGGAAACAUCCUCAUCCAUGUGUCACGGAGUCCUCCUUUGUGCUCUUCCUUCCUCCAUAGCACAUGAUGUGUAAAGAGGCUCCUCCCACCUUCUUCUUCCCUUAACUCGAGAAAACACCACUUUGGGAAAUGCAGAGUUCCUCAAUUUUAAUCAUAGCAUACACCAGCCUUUAUAACGCUCCUAGUGUACACAAUCAAUGGGGAUCUUUUAGUCACUCUGAUUAGCUUUAGGAAAGUGAUGAGUUGCAACAUCCCAGUGCGGGAGAUGCUUUUUAGAACGAGAUAAGGGGCAGUGCCACAAGGACAGCUGUGAAGAAAAUCAAGAAAACCCAUAACAGCAAAGAUUAUGUCAUCUGCUGAAUGAGAAUCAGUGAUUUGGUUUUGUGAAAGUUGGCUCAUUUGUGGCCAUCACUGAAAUUAAGUCAUGUUUCUGCUUUUACACAUAGGCAUUUCAGGACAGCGGGCAGUGAUGGAAAGGAUUGCUUUUUUCAAUUACAUUCUCUUAUUUCCAUACAGCCCCUAGUUUAUCAACUGCAUAUAAAUUUCUCUUUUCACUGAUUAAAUAUUUCCUCACCUGGUUUCUUUGCUUCAGGGAGCUUGAGAGCUCAUUGUUUAUAAAGGUAAAGAAGAAGUAUUGUGCUGUUAAGCAGACAGCUCCCAACACAUAUGUUCUACUCUGCAUCUUUGAGAAGGAGGCACCGAUGCUGUGGUCCCUGCAGAAAGGCAGAGCAUUCACUGAGAUUCAGAUGUGACCAAGACCCUCUUCCAGGUUUCAUAUAUUGAUGAAGUUCUGGGCUUAUUAAUUAGCCUUUUCUGAAACAAGUAGCCUUAGCUCAUAUGUGCCAUGUUGUGAAACCCUUAAUCCCACUGAGAUUUUCUCUCCCUGUGUUUCUUCUGAUCACUUGCAAGAGCAAAUUUGAUCAAGCACAUCUGGGUAAGAUAUGGUUGCCUUGGUCUGUGAUAAUUGAGAAGAAAAUGCAUAAUUGUGACAUUUUUCCUCCACUGUUAUCCAAAAAGAUAUUUUGACUGUGCCAGCUAUAUUAGUUGCAUCAUGUGUAUGGUUUGGGGUUUUUUUCAUGUUCUAUGGUUUUAUAUUGUUUAUAUAAAUAUAUAUAUAUAAAUAUAUUUUCAUUUCAGAACAACAACAGAAAAACCCCCGCUCUUUUUACUUGGGAAAUGUUACCAUGUUCAAAACAUGUCUGUUUUUAAAAAAAAUCUUCCAAGAUGCUUAGAAGGACAGCGGAAACCAGGUGAAAAAUGCUAUUAUUUUCUAAUGGCAAAGCAUUCUACCUUUGUUAUUGAAAGGUACUGUUCAAACUAAGCAAUAUUACCACAAUCUGAGCUUUGACAAAUUAGUAUCUUCCUUUUAAAGCAUGUCUCUAGGAUCAUGUCUACACUGUCACUGGAACUUUCAAGGCAAUGUCUGCAACAGGCCUAGACUUGAGCUGCUCCAUAAUUUGAGUCCAGAUGCUGAGCCAGCUGCUGAGAGCUUGAUGGACUCUUGGGCACACACCAGCCAUCCCAGGAGAGAGCUGUGUGUACUGAGGGCAGGGAGCACAUUGGGCACUUAGCCUUCUUUAGCCACAGCUUAUGUUAUCUCAUAAUAGCUUCUGAGGUGAUGAGGAUAUAGGGUUAGGAAUUAUCUUGGAAAGGAAGGAGACAAAUGAUCCAUGUUUUUCUCACUUUGAGUAGUUAUUUGGCCCUCGUAAGCCAUAUGAGAGUUUGACAUGGUAAAUGUCUAAGAACUGGGCACACUACUACAAACAUGGGUAUCCUGGAAAGAACUUAGUCUGUGAUCCCACUAGUCAAAGGACUUCUUUGAACCAGAGUGCUACACAGACAGAAAAUAAUAAAUUAAAAUCCACUCUCGGGAAGGAAGAUAUGUACCCCAAAUGAAAUUGUUGCCAUCCCUAAAAUCUGGAAAAAGCAAUAAACUUAAGUUCAGCUUUCCCAUUCUUCUUUCAAGAAAUACACCUUGGAAGCAGUUAUUUCCAGUUAACACAUAUAAUGUGACAGAAAAAAUGAAUGCCUUGUCCUUUCUGUAGUUGAAGGUCUUGACUUCUUCACUACUGAACACGUUCUUCCCUCACUGUUUCCUGUCCCAAAAGAAAGAGCCCAGAAAAUUUGUUCUGAAUUCUGUAAUUGAUUAUUUUUUUCACUAGAGCUGAAAUAAAAAUAAUGUAUUAAAAAGAAGGUGGCAUUUACUUUUUAAUCUCUAUACAAUAUGCAAGAUAACCAUUUUGGAAAGUACUAGCAUAAAAGUCCACAAUUUUGAGUACUCGGUGUUCUUUUCAGAGAUGCCUGUUUACAUUAAUGUAAUUUCAAUCUGUUCUUAUGGGUUUUUAGAUGAGGAUGUGGUACAAUUCUUUGAAGAGAAAUGUCUGUUUAGUUUCCAAGUGGAACAGAAAGCAAAAUUUCAUCCUAAACUUUCAUUUUGAAUUUUUUUCCCUAGGCUUGACUUUAAGAAAAAGAAUAGUACUUAGUGGGUUUCUGCCCAUAACAAGUCAUACUCCUGUCAUGUGAAACAGCCCAUUUUGUACCUUCAGCUUGCUGCCCCCCAACACAACAGAGGAACUAUGUUUUACUGGCUGGAAGGAUUUAAAUAGGUCACUGUUGUAACUGCAUGCCUUGUGAACCCUCAAAGAGCUUCAAUAAGCUUUUCAGCUCUUCCAGUUCCCAUCAAAUGAAGCAAAGCUUUUACCAGUUAGCUGUAUAAUAAGGCAGAGCUAGAAAACAGAUCGUAAAUAAUGUUUGGGUUGGGUUUUUUUUUCUUCUCUCUUUUUCCUGAGUCCUUUUCUUCUCUUUUUCCUGAGUCAUAUGCAGAAAUCUUUUACCAUUGUGUCCCUUUCUUAAUUAUACAGCCCUGUGACUCCAGUUGCAAACCAUAGGCUAAAAAAGGGAUUAGACAGGGAGAAAUCCUGGGGUUUAUCCCACAGUCUUACAGUUUCCUUACAAACCAGUCACUCUGCCUAGGAUUUUCAGAGUAACAUGAAGAAUUCAAGUUCGCUGAGGUUUUGAUACCCAGCUGCAUUAAGCUCCUUUCUAAAAUCCCAUGUUCUUUUUGCCUGCCCGUAAAAUGAGAAUGGUCACAUCUGAGAAGAGUUUUAUGGAACGCCUGGCAAAUAGUCCUUCACUUCAAAUUUGUGGAGUUAAACUGCAAAAUCUUGGUUGCAGUAUGGAAAGGAUGCUCAUUUCCAAAAAAUACUAGACUGAAUUAACCAUUUUAUCUUAAUGGCAAUCCUGCGAAGUGAAGUAUUUGGCUGCUGAGUUCUGUUGCUGUUCAGAUGUUAUUUUUACAUUCUGUUAUAUUAGCAGGACACCCUAAUGUGAGUGUAUGUCUUUAAAUGUAUUUGACAAAGCACUGUACAUUUAUUCGUCAUGUAAUUAUGGCACUGUACUCUCAAGGUAUUUACUUUACAGGAAACUUCAUGACUUUGGAAUAAACAACCAUUCCAAGACAGCAAAACAUGGUUGAGUUGCUGUUUGUGACCUGGUUUUAAUUAAUGACAUACUGCUUUAAUCAUGGAAGCAUUGUGUAUGUGCAUAUGUGCGUAUGUAUUACUGCUGGCAAGGGAGGCUGGGAUUUUGCUGCUUUAACAGAGGCUCUAGCACUGUUUGAGGUGCCCUAAACUAGCUGAAACAUUCACA
Molecule: messenger RNA, 13053 nt
Organism: Falco peregrinus (peregrine falcon)
Lineage: Eukaryota; Metazoa; Chordata; Aves; Falconiformes; Falconidae
Gene: NOX4
Product: NADPH oxidase 4
Exons: 18
Coding region: 28-1776 (582 amino acids)
Biological process (GO): defense response; superoxide anion generation
Cellular component (GO): plasma membrane; NADPH oxidase complex
Molecular function (GO): superoxide-generating NAD(P)H oxidase activity
Source: RefSeq, a predicted model, not a curated record